This is a messenger RNA of Uranotaenia lowii, 2014 nucleotides long. RefSeq names its product coiled-coil domain-containing protein 22 homolog. The transcript has 4 exons. Gene Ontology annotation, molecular function: cullin family protein binding. NCBI's taxonomy places the organism in Eukaryota, Metazoa, Arthropoda, Insecta, Diptera, Culicidae. The record is from RefSeq and is a predicted model, not a curated record. Bases 19 to 1788 code for a protein of 589 amino acids. Gene Ontology annotation, biological process: positive regulation of ubiquitin-dependent protein catabolic process.
CGGUCCGGAAAGGAAAACAUGGACGAAAUAGAUAACAUCAUAUUUCAUUCGCUAAAACAAAUUGAGUGUAACCUGGAUGAAGAGAUAACAGGUUUGACCGAUUUGGAUCCCUCAUUAUUGGUGAAAGUGGUAUCGAAAUGCAUCUCGUUAAUCGAGCCGAGUUUGGAUCCACCGAAAAAAUUGCCACCUGGGAUGGCACAAAGGUUUACCGUAACAGCCAGCUUGGCCGAAGCAUGUCGGUCCGUUGGCUACAGACGAGACAUUGGUUAUCAAACCUUUCUCUAUCCGAAUGUAACGGAAGUGCGCCGGAUGUUGAUGUUCCUUAUUGAGCGGCUACCAAAAGAAACGAGCGGGUCGGGAACCGCUUCUGGUGAACCACUGGAUGGUACUAGUAAGCAAGAGCAGCGUAUUCUGGCCAAUUUGCAAAACCAGCUGCAUGCUCCUUGGAUGCCGGAAUUUUGCAGAUUAGGAGCAAUGGAAAACACAUCGAGUGGUACCAGUGAGACAGGCGGAAUGUCCUCUCAAGCUCAGAUUGCUUUCCGCCGUUUUCUACCGAGGAAAGUGACUGUCCCAUUUGUAACGCAGAGUGAUGUAGUUUCUGAAAUCAAAGAAUUUUGGGCGCGAAUGCCAUUGGAUGGACUAGACAAAGACAGUUUAGUGCCGUCGAUGAUUGCCGCGAACGAUGGAGCCCUCAAGUCUAGUACAAGCAGCAUCGAUGAAGUUGAUCGUCAAUCUGUUGGUCAGGCAAUGCGUUCUAGCAAAUUGUUAGCCUUUCAUGCCGAAUCUGCAGGAGAAGAUAGUAUGAGACUACGGUCACCGAUUGAAGAUCCGUCACUUGGAAAUAGUCCUUUAAAAUCAAAUGAAUCCAAGCCUGUCUAUAUCAGCAAAUCUCCUCUGGAAACCCUUCAAGAAGAAAUCGAAGUUAUUAGGAUCGAAAUCGAUCGGGAAGCUCAGCAAAAUGUUGAACUGGAGGAUAACCAUAAGCAGCUGGAAGAAACUUUGCAACUCUAUCUUGAAGAAACGAAAAAACUGAAAGAUGAAAAACGUUUAAAAGAACGAACUCACAUUCUGCUCGAAGAUCCCGAAGUUAAUUUGAAAAAGUUAGAGUCAAUUAUAGCCGCGGGUGGCGAUCGAAUGCGAAAACUGCAGGAUCAGUGGGACACGCAUCGGAUUCCGCUAGUCGAAACAUUGGAAGCUCAUCGGGUUAAAAAUAGUGAUAAAUUUUCUAAAUCUCAACAAGUUCAAAACCAAAUUGAUGCCACACGACAAAAAUGCGAAGAAGUCGUGUCAGAUCUUCAGUCAAAAAGCGCCCUCCACGCGCGACUUCAACAAGAGUUUGAAAAACUUAACAAAACAGUUAGCCGAAACGCGUACACUAGUCGAAUAUUGGAAAUUAUUGGCAACAUUCGUAAACAGAAAACUGAUAUAGAUAACAUUCUGCAAGAUACGCGAACACUGCAAAAAGACAUCAACAACAUUACUGGCCAGCUGGACCGCCAGUUUACGGUGACCGAUGAUUUGAUUUUUCGCAACGCCAAACGCGACGAACAUUCCAAGCGAGCUUACAAACUGUUGGUCACACUGCACUCCGACUGUGCGGAAUUGAUUGGUUUGGUUCAGGAAACUGGUUCCAUUAAGCGGGAAAUUCGCGACAUAGAGGAUCAAAUUGAGAACGAAAAGAGCCGAAAUACGGCAGCUAAUUUGGAACAGAUUACCCGAGAUUUGGCUGAAAUGCAACAGGAAAGCGAACGACUGGAAGCCACUUUAAAAAAUCUAGAACGCCAUUAGUGAGCAAAUGCAAUAACUAUCGCGCUGACUAGUUAUCUUUACUCAAAAUACGCAAAUAUGCGUAAAAGUUUUAAAAGCACUAAACAAGCAUGGAAAGAUGUGAUUAGGACCAUACAAAAAAUAACACAUAGUGGAUCUUAGAUUAAGCACUAGUUUGUUUCAACAAGAAGGCUAGAAUUUCGGUAAUUACAAAGUGUCCCUUUGAUUAAGCUUUAUUCCGUUCGUA